UGCAUGCAUAUAUAUAUCAACUCCAAAUUCGAUUUGUAUUAUUUCCAUCAAAAACGCACCAUAAUAAUUUGCGUGAAUGUAAAACUUGUUUUUCACUUGACUCGACAAUUUCAAAAAUAAAACCGGUUGACAUUCAAUUUUAAAUAUAUAAGUAGACAACAUAUGGUUGAUAGAGUGCAUCAUGAAAUUAGGUGUACGUAUAUGUACCUGCUUCCAAUUAGCGUCAUCAAUUUCAGAGUAGAAGAGGUUUCGGGGCUGUAAAAUUUACAAUUUAGUCAGCCAUAUAAAAAGGUGAAGAGCUUGUGAUACUUUCUAGUUGAAAUCUGGUGUAGGAAGAUACAUGCAUACUUAAAAUUGUAUUUAAAAUUAGCGAAUUAUAUUGUAUUUUUAGUCUAUUUAUUGUGUAAUACGAGAAUAUUAGUGAUAACAAUGGAGAUAUUUAGGCAAGGUACAUUAUUGGCAGUCUUGACCUUUGCAUUUCACAUUGGAAUCAUAACCGGAAGUCCUUUGAGCGAAACUUCAGCUCUGGAAGGUGAGAGGGUUCCAAGGGCAAAAAGUGAUGUUAAUACCCAAAUGCUAGAAAAAAUCAAUGUCGACAAGUACUUGAAGAAUGAACGUGCAGUUCGGCAACAAAUUAAGUGCAUUCUCAAGAAUGGGCCAUGCGAUUCUGUGGGUAAAGAAAUUAAGAAACUGAUGCCCAUGAUUGUCAAAGGCAGUCAGAUUUGUGAAGAAUGCACCCCACAACAGUUGGAGAUAAUUAACAAGAUCAUAAAUCAUUUGAAGACUAAUUAUCCAGCAGAAUGGGCUGAAGGCGUGGAGAAAUUUGGAGCACCUGCCCAUGCAUAAAGACUGAAUAAUGUAGUAAAAUUAUUUAUAUAAAUGGAAAAAUAUUUCAAUUCGUGCUUAUGGAAAACUAUCUCUAAGAGAUUUAGAAAUAAAUUUAUUGCUGAGCACUGGCAACACUGAAUUGAAGGAAA
Molecule: messenger RNA, 977 nt
Organism: Folsomia candida
Lineage: Eukaryota; Metazoa; Arthropoda; Collembola; Entomobryomorpha; Isotomidae
Product: ejaculatory bulb-specific protein 3
Exons: 2
Coding region: 430-846 (138 amino acids)
Source: RefSeq, a predicted model, not a curated record